AUGGAGCAACAAAGUCGAGGGAAUAAUACCGAGGAAGAGUUGAUGAGGGUCUCAUUAGGAAGGCAAAAGAGCCCGAGUGGUAUCAACAAAGAGUGUUAUUUUUGCGGAGGCGCAUUUCCACACGCGGGAGGAAAGGAGAAAUGCCCGGCAUGGGGAAAGAGAUGCACCACAUGCGGGAAGCUGAAUCAUUUUGCCAAAUGCUGUAGGAGUAAAAGGAAAGGAAAUAAGAGUAUCGUAAAGACAGUUCAUCAGGAGGUGCAUUCAGGUAGCAGUGACGCGGAAUCCCUUUGUGUGAUCGAAGAAGUUGGGGCUGUCGAAAGCAACCCAAAACCCAGGCCAGUAAGAAAUAUAAAAAUCGAAAACCGCGAAGCCAAAGUGCUGAUCGACACAGGAGCGUCGGUUAACGUAAUGGAUGAAGGCACCUUUCAGCAGCUACUUGCCAAUAAGAUCAAAUUGGAGAAGUCGACAAGUGUUUUGCACUCGUACCAAACGAAUGAAAACCCGUCCAGGCCAUUAAUCGUUAUGGGCAAACUCGAUGCAGUCGUAGAGUCAAACACGAGAAUCAUCCCGGCAACGUUCCACGUCAUUAAAGGUAACACUAACACGGAACCCUUAAUAGGAUUUCAGACUGCCGAAAGUCUUGGCCUGGUGGUGAUUACGAAUGCAAUACGAACUGAUUCUGAAAUGUUCACGAGCAAAUUACUUGAGGAAUACGCAGACGUGUUCCUGAGGAUCGGAAAAAUGGAAGGAGUACACCGUGAGCCCCUGCUGAUCACCCGAGACAUACCUGGAUGCCUCAACAUCAGUGACGACAUUCUUGUGUACGGAAAAACCCAACAGGAACAUGAUCGAAAUCUAGAUAAAUUAUUCAAGAAGGCUAGAGAAAAGAAGAUCACGUUUAACAAGGGAAAGUGUGAAUUCAAUAAGCAAAGUUGUGUGUAUUACGGGAUGAAGUUAGCUAAAGAUGGAGCAUCCCCUGACCAGCGAAAGGUUGAGGCUAUCAAUGCGGCCGAGCCUCCUCGCAACGCGAAGCAACUCAACUCAUUCCUAUGUACAGUGCAAUACAACACGAGAUUGAUGGAAAAGUAUGCUCCUCAAACCGGCCUUCUGAGAGGUUUACUCAAAGCCAACGUUUUUGCUGGGACGAGAGAUCAUCAGGAAGCGUUCGAGUUUGAAAGAAGGCCUUAG
Messenger RNA from Stylophora pistillata, 1188 nucleotides. RefSeq lists its product as uncharacterized. Lineage: Eukaryota; Metazoa; Cnidaria; Anthozoa; Scleractinia; Pocilloporidae. The record is from RefSeq and is a predicted model, not a curated record.